Messenger RNA from Brassicogethes aeneus, 1881 nucleotides. The record is from the annotation of a GenBank genome assembly. Lineage: Eukaryota; Metazoa; Arthropoda; Insecta; Coleoptera; Nitidulidae.
AACUAGCCGCUGGAACGUGUUGUUUGACAUUUUAGGGUUGCGAACUUCUGUGAUAAAAAAUGUCUAUUUUAGCGAGCCCUUUGUCCGUUGCCGGCACCAGAAGCAGCGGAGCCCCGGUUCGCACACAAAAUGUGAUGGCCGCAGCCACCAUUGCCAACAUAGUGAAGAGUUCUUUGGGGCCAGUUGGACUAGACAAAAUGUUGGUUGAUGAUAUCGGAGAUGUGACAGUGACAAAUGACGGUGCCACUAUUUUGAGGCUUCUGGAGGUCGAGCACCCAGCAGCAAGGGUUUUAGUUGAGCUGGCUCAAUUGCAAGAUGAAGAAGUUGGCGAUGGAACCACAUCCGUUGUUAUUAUUGCUGCUGAAUUGUUAAAGAACGCCGACGAGCUGGUAAAACAAAAGAUCCACCCGACGUCGAUAAUCGGCGGGUACCGUUUGGCGUGCAAGGAGGCGAUCCGCUUCAUCCAGGACAACCUCACCAUCCCCGUGGACGAGUUGGGGCGCGAGUGCCUGAUAAACGUGGCCAAAACCUCGAUGAGCUCUAAAAUCAUCGGCUCCGAUGCCGAUCUGUUCUCGACCAUGGUCGUGGACGCCGCUCAGGCGGUCAAGAUCCAGGACCCGAAAGGCCAGGCCAUGUACCCCAUCAAGGCGGUCAACAUCCUCAAGGCGCACGGCAGAAGUGCGAGGGAGAGCGUCUUGGUGCAGGGUUACGCGCUGAACUGCACCGUCGCCAGCCAGGCCAUGCCCAAGAAGAUCGCCAACGCGAAGAUCGCGUGCCUGGACUUUUCGCUGCAAAAGUCCAAGAUGAAGUUGGGCGUGCAGGUUCUGAUCAGCGACCCGGACAAGUUGGAGGGCAUCAGGAACCGCGAGCUGGACAUGACGAAGGAGCGCAUCGAGAAGAUCCUGGCGACGGGCGUGAACGUCGUCCUGGUUUCCGGCGGCAUCGACGACCUCUGCCUCAAGUAUUUCGUCGAGAAGAACGCCAUGGCCGUUCGCAGGGUCAAGAAGGUCGACCUCAAGCGCAUCGCCAAAGCCACCGGGGCCGCUUAUCUCACAUCCUUAACCAACAUGGAUGGUGAUGAAACUUUCGACAGCAGUAUGGUUGGUGAAGCGGCCGAAGUAACUCAGGAGAGAAUCUGCGAUGAUGAGUUGAUCAUUAUUAAAAAGCCAAAGGCCCGCACCGCGGCCUCUAUAAUCCUGCGCGGCCCCAACGACUUCUACUGCGACGAGAUGGAGCGUUCGGUGCACGACGCGUUGUGCGUCGUGAAGCGCGUGCUGGAAUCGAAAUCCGUGGUGGUGGGGGGCGGCAGCGUCGAGGCCGCCCUCUCGAUCUACCUCGAGAACUUCGCCACCACGAUCUCGUCGCGCGAGCAGCUGGCCAUCGCAGAGUUCGCCAGGAGUCUGCUCGUCAUCCCCAAGACGUUGGCCGUGAACGCGGCGCAGGACGCCACCGAUCUAGUGGCCGUGCUCAGGGCCUACCAGAACAUGUACAUCACCAAGGACGGCAACCAGCACCUCAAGUACUACGGCUUGGACCUGAUUGGCGGACAGGUGAGGGACAACAAGAAGGCGGGGGUUCUGGAGCCGACCAUCUCGAAAAUCAAGUCGCUCAAGUUCGCCACGGAGGCCGCGAUCACGAUUUUGAGGAUCGACGACAUGAUCAAACUGGACGCGGAACAAAAGGGGGGCAGGAGUUACCAGCAGGCCAUGCAAGCCGGGGAUUUUGAUUAAUUUAUAAUCUCCCCAACGCUUUAUUAAAUACCUAAUAACUUUUUUAUUUUUUAGUGGGUGCACCCACCCACUUAUCAUACUUAUAUCCAAAGUAUUUACGCAUUUGUCACUAAUCAUUACUUUUUUUAAAUAAAUGUUUUCAUCACCGUUU